CAAUCAUUCACAGUACCAAACAAAUAACCACCGUCUCUAUCUUUACUCCCAUCACUCUCCUUUUUUCCUGUUUUCACACCCUUUACAUUUCUUAUAUAUCCACACAAAAAAAACCUGUUAAUGGAACUGACUACUGCAAAACCCAGAAAUAUGUUGAGAUUUGUAGUGAUACUUGUUCUUUUUCUUUUGGGUUUAUGUCAUUUUUCAGUAGGGAUGACGAUGAAGAGUAAUUUCAUUAUUCACAUGGCGAAAUCACAAAUGCCAGAGGGUUUUGAAGAUCAUACUCAUUGGUAUGAUUCGUCGUUGAGAUCAGUUUCUGCUUCUGCUGAAAUGUUGUAUGUUUACAACAAUGCUGUUCAUGGUUUUGCUGCGAGGCUUACUGCUGAGGAAGCAGAGUCUUUACAGAAUCAACCUGGGAUUUUGUCGGUUUUGCCGGAGAUGAAGUAUGAACUUCAUACGACAAGGACGCCUUUGUUUUUGGGUCUUGAUGUAAGUGCUGAUUAUUUUCCGGAAUCGAAUGCCAUGGGUGAUGUGAUUGUUGGUGUGCUUGAUACUGGGGUUUGGCCUGAAAGUAAGAGUUUUGAUGAUAGUGGAUUUGGACCCAUUCCAGCUUCAUGGAAAGGUGAAUGUGAAUCUGGAACUAAUUUCACUUCCAAGAAUUGUAAUAGAAAGUUGAUUGGUGCCAGGUACUUUGCUAAAGGUUAUGAAUCUACUUUGGGUCCGAUUGAUGUAUCGAAAGAAUCGAAAUCUCCGAGGGAUGAUGAUGGACAUGGAACACAUACUUCUACUACUGCAGCUGGUUCAGUUGUUCAGGGUGCUAGUCUCCUUGGGUAUGCUUCUGGAAAUGCUCGCGGAAUGGCAACUCAUGCUAGAGUUGCUGUCUAUAAAGUUUGUUGGGUUGGUGGUUGUUUUAGCUCUGAUAUAUUAGCAGGUUUGGAUAAAGCCAUUGAUGAUAAUGUGAAUGUGCUUUCGUUAUCACUUGGUGGUGGAAAUUCAGAUUACUAUAGAGAUAGUAUCGCGAUUGGUGCCUUUGCUGCUAUGGAGAAAGGGAUUUUAGUAUCUUGCUCUGCAGGUAAUGCUGGUCCUAGUCCUUACAGUUUGUCCAAUGUAGCACCAUGGAUCACUACUGUGGGUGCAGGAACAUUAGACCGUGAUUUUCCUGCAUAUGUAAGUCUAGGCAAUGGUAAGAAUUUCUCCGGUGUUUCACUCUAUAAAGGGGAUUCAUCACUAAGCAAAAUGCUUCCCUUUGUGUAUGCUGGUAAUGCUAGUAAUAUGACAAAUGGAAAUCUUUGCAUGACGGGUACCUUAAUUCCUGAGGAAGUUAAAGGAAAAAUUGUUCUAUGUGACCGUGGGAUAAAUCCCAGGGUCCAAAAGGGUUCUGUGGUAAAAGCAGCUGGUGGAGCUGGUAUGGUCUUGGCUAAUACCGCUGCAAAUGGGGAUGAGCUAAUUGCUGAUGCUCAUUUGAUUCCAGCAACGUCGGUGGGACAGACAACAGGGGAAGCAAUCAAGAAGUACUUAACCUCGGACCCUAAUCCGACAGCCACUAUUCUUUUCGAGGGAACUAAGGUGGGGAUCAAACCAUCACCAGUGGUUGCUGCAUUUAGCUCCAGAGGGCCAAACUCGAUCACACAGGAAAUUCUGAAACCAGACAUCAUAGCACCAGGUGUUAACAUUCUUGCAGGAUGGACAGGUGCAGCCGGUCCGACAGGGUUGGCCGAGGACGACAGACGUGUUGAGUUUAAUAUUAUUUCGGGUACGUCUAUGUCGUGCCCUCACGUGAGUGGUUUGGCUGCUUUGCUUAAAGGAGCGCACCCUGAUUGGAGCCCAGCAGCUAUCCGCUCAGCUCUUAUGACCACGGCGUAUACAGUGUACAAGAAAGGAGGUGCUCUCCAAGAUGUUGUGACAGGAAAGCCAUCCACGCCAUUUGAUCAUGGUGCAGGACAUGUAGAUCCUGUUGCAGCACUAAACCCCGGACUUGUUUACGACUUGAAGGCUGAUGAUUAUCUGAAUUUCCUCUGUGCAUUGAACUACACAUCAAUCCAGAUCAAUAGUGUUGCCAGAAGACCCUUUAGUUGCGAAACAAGUAAAAAAUUUAGUGUCGCUGAUUUGAAUUACCCUUCAUUUGCUGUUGUAUUUCCAGAACAAAUGACUGCAAGCAGCGGAAGUGGUUCCAGUUCAAUCAAACACACACGAACGCUUACUAAUGUUGGACCAGCCGGAACAUACAAAGUUAAUGUUAUUUCACCAAGCAACUCAGUGAAAGUCGUGGUUGAGCCUGAAACAUUGGCUUUUACUCGGAUGAACGAGCAGAAAUCAUAUACCGUGACUUUCACUGCUCCUUCAAUGCCGUCAACUGAAAAUGUUUAUGCUCGAAUUGAGUGGUCAGAUGGAAAGCAUAUAGUGAGUAGUCCAGUGGCCAUAAGUUGGACAUGAAGAGGUUACUGAUAGCUCAAGUUUCGAAUGUAGCUAUGUUGUUUAGUUGUAUUAACUGUAGUUUUCUGCUAAAGUUGUAAUGAAAAAGUUGGAAGUUGUAUUUCAAAUGUUUGAUGGAAGACAUGGAAAACUGUAUGCAUUCAGGAAGAUGGACUUGCCUUUUCUUGCUUCAUUGUACAGUGAUUCUUCAAGAACUAGUUCUCUUUUCUUGCA
Solanum verrucosum is the source of this 2646-nucleotide messenger RNA. RefSeq names its product subtilisin-like protease SBT1.7. Lineage: Eukaryota; Viridiplantae; Streptophyta; Magnoliopsida; Solanales; Solanaceae. The record is from RefSeq and is a predicted model, not a curated record. Gene Ontology annotation, biological process: proteolysis. Bases 121 to 2433 code for a protein of 770 amino acids. The transcript is spliced from 3 exons. Gene Ontology annotation, molecular function: serine-type endopeptidase activity.